Messenger RNA from Quercus robur (English oak), 525 nucleotides. RefSeq names its product L10-interacting MYB domain-containing protein-like. NCBI's taxonomy places the organism in Eukaryota, Viridiplantae, Streptophyta, Magnoliopsida, Fagales, Fagaceae. Bases 1 to 525 code for a protein of 174 amino acids. The transcript has 2 exons. The record is from RefSeq and is a predicted model, not a curated record.
AUGAUUAAGGAGAAAUCAAAGGACUGUGGUAGUAAUGAUCCGAGAGCUGACUGGAAAGACCCUAAGGAACUACAAGCUUUUUGUGAGUUCUGUGUUGUUCAAGUCAUAGAUGGCAAGAGGAAAGGAGGAUUUUUGACCAAAACUGGGGUUGAUGCAGUGAUUAAGCAGUUGGGUGCCAUGGGAAAAGUGGUGACUCACCUGCAGAUUAAAAACAAAUGGGAUUAUCUGAAAAAAGGGUGGAGGCAGUAUAACGAGUGUUUUGACAAUAACACUGGGUUGGGUUAUGAUGCUGGAACUGGGAUGUUUGAGGCCAGUGAUGAGUGGUGGACCCGAAAGAUGGCGGCAUGUCCCAAUGCAAAAACCUUUAAAAAUAAAGGUUUGCCGAAUCGUGACUUCCUAAACAUCAUGUUUGGAGGCACGGUUGCAUCGGGGAAAAAUGCAUUCUGCACGAGCGGUCAAAUACCAAAGGAAACCACCGAAGGGUCUGGGGACUCUGUUGAUAACACAGACUUUGUUGACCCCUAA